GCCUGGCCUUUUUCGAAUAUUUCAAAGUCAAAACUGAUUUUUUGACAGAGGACCCCAAGAAAUGGUCCGAAAAUAAAGACUUUUUGAAACUUCAAAGUUUUGAGUAUGAAGGUAGUAAACGACACGGCAGAGAGAGGGGUUAAGUUAAUUCAAGAUUUCAAUAGUAUUCUUACAAAAGAUGAGGAGCAAAAACAAUUCCUGCUUCAGGUGGUAGCGGAUUGUCGUCGGCUUUACCCUGAUACUUCCAAAAGUACCCUUUCUCUACCCUUAUCUGAUGAAUGAUAUUGGAAAUAAUAAUAUAUAAAUAAAUUGAUAAAUUUUUUAUAAUUUUUGUUUUUAGUAUGAAUUUUCUUUUCCAUAUGUUUAUUUUUUAAUUAGAUUUGUUCCCAUCGUCUUAUCUUUUUGUUAAAUAUUGUACCAAUUAAUGUACGAAAACUGAAAAUACAAUAUAUAACUAAAAGAUUUUACUAAUUUCUAGCUUUUUCUAUUAUAAUAAAAUAAAGGACUUCAGUGUCUGCAUUGUUUAUGGUUAAGGUAAGGAUAGUUUCAAAAAUCGUGGAGAACCUCGAUUGUUACUGCGAAGAACUAUACUAAGGCAUUUGACACGAACUUAGUCCAUUAAAUGUUAAAUAUCUUCCAAACCAUGCAUUUCUAAAGAAAAUGUAUUCCAAUAGACUUUAAUUUCAACAAAAUUACCUUUCAUUUGAUAAUAAAUUUAUUGUAAUAGGUGGAAUCAGUCAUAAGUUAAAGUCGAAAAAUAACGCUUUUUCGCGAAAAAUGGCAAUUUUGUCAAACUUCAAUGCCUUUUCGGCACGGGAAGGCAAAAUCCGAUUGAGUUGAAACUGUCAUAAUUGUAUUUUUUACACUAAAUGGCACAUUUCUAGAAGUGAGCUUUUCCAAAAAUUUAAAUUUUAUUUUGAAAAACCACCCUAGUACACAUGCACACCAACACCCAUCACACCAUCCGAUUCAGCACCAACGAGAACCAGGAAGGUUAUCGGUCCAGAUCGACUCAGCUCAGUUCGUUUGCGACCUUAAUAGCGUAUAACCAGUGUAAAUCGUUUGGUUUUUUGAUUGAAAAUAAACGGCUGUUUGGUAUCUACCGAUACUCACCCUCACGGAUAAACUAGGUAGCAUUUCCUUCCGCGACUUUAUUUUGUGAUUUCAAAACCCCAAAAGGUGAGUGCACAAAAUUUACAUUUGGUCCUUCGAGCCUUCAAGUAUUUACUUGCUAAUUAUUCUGGCAAUACCGCUUCGGCUUAGUAACUGUGAAAGGGAUACUUGCAAAUGCAAUACCGCUGCAGAUUAUUCAGCCGUGAGAGGGAUAAUUGCAAAUUAUACGGACAAUAGCGCUUCAGCUUAUUAAGCUGUGAGAGGGAUUGCUUCCAAAGAAGUAAGCAAAGGCAGAAAGAAGAAUAAAAGAUAAAAAGAACAAAUGCAUAUAUACAUAUAUACAUAUCCGCAAACGAAAUAUACAUAUAUAACCAAAAUUUAAUAAAUACAUACACAUAUAUAAUUAUAUACAGUAGCGCUUUUAGCGCAUAUUUCUAACCGCGAAUACAUAAACGCGAAAUAUUAUACAAGUAUAUUGCCGAAAACUUUCAAAUGUUGUAUACCUAUAAACAUAGGAUACAAGCAAUUAAAUAAACUGUUCGAAAAAUAAACAUUGGUUGAAAAAAUUAAAUAUUGCAAACUAAGCACCUUUGUACAUACAUUCAAAUAUUAAAAGUCCAAUUUGGCGGUUUCCGAGCAUUUUCUUGUUCCUUGUCAAACAAGAACAAGCAUAAGUGCAAAUAUUUCAUUUAACGCAUAUUAUAUGCACAUAACAUCCACACGUAUGUACAAAGGGUAGUGACCUAGUGUUCAGUGCGCGCUGAUACAAGGACAUACGGAUAAAACGAUAAAAAUACGCGAGCAAUAAAAGCGAUAACGCAUUCUUAAAUUCUUUUUCUGAAAUAACAGCUCUUAUUUAUUGAAAAGAGCUUUCGGUUACAUAUAUACUACAUUUUACUAAUUCAAUUGUUACAACUCUUAUUUGUUGAAAACAGUUUCGGCACCACAUUCUCUAUUAUAAUAAAAUAUACAUAUAUAUUUUAUUGAUUCAAAUUUUCUGAAGAAGCACAGAUUCAAAAGAAUCUAAAGUAGAAUUCUUAAGAAUUCCAAAAAUGAUUACUGAUGACAGAAGUCCAUGUACACCUGCAGAAGCUACACGCAUACAUACAUUCAAAUAGGACAACUCUGAAUCGGUACUAGAAAUAAAAAAUAAAGCUAUUGACAAUUUUUGGACACGCCUCCAAGCUGCAUACGACGCAAUAGUAGAAACUGAUGAUUCAGAUCUACCUGAAAAUUUCAAAUCUUCGGCUUACGUCAAAUACGAAAAUUGCUUAGACCGUCAAUGAUAUCAGAUUAAUUAAAACUUAUUAAGUCAAAGUGUUCAAAGAGUACGGACGUGUUAUUUAACUCGCUCCGUGAAUUCAAUCUUUACAAAAAAAAAAAUUAAUCAUAAAACCAAUCAAAAAGUAAAACAAAAAAAAAAAAACAAUUUAUAAAUUGUAAACAAACAUUUAAAACAGUGCACACAAAUUAAUAAUAAUAAACAUAAACAAUUAGUGCACGAAUCAACAAGUGAGAACAAAAAACAAAAAAAUCAAACAAACAAUAAAGAGUGCUUAGCAGCCUCAUCAGCAAGGCCGUAGGCAUUCCUUAAAUGUGUAUUUCAGGUUUGUCGACCCAACAACAACCACAACUACUGGAAAUAAAAAGUGUAAUGGCGAUGAUGAGUCAUUGCGGCGAUCAGCUGAAAAGGUAUCGAAGCAAAGAACGCAGUCAGCAGUAGCAGCCGAAAACAACAAUCGAGCAACAACAAAUGCCCUGACACCAACCAGCCUGCAGGUACCAACAAACGCGCAGGGAACGAAGAAAAUCACAAGGCAAGGUGAGAGUGUACCAACAAAAAAAGGCCCGUCUGUACAAACAGGCGUUGACCGCUACGUCAAUAUAAAAAGGAAAUUAAGUCCUUCUAAAUCAGCGGUCAAUCCUAAAAAAUUUCAAGGCAGCACACCAAAUAAAAAUAAAACGGAAGUUUUAAAUGGCAACAGAUUUGCCAUACUAAGCAAUGGUUCAGACGACGAUGCGAAGGGUACCACCACAGUCGUUAAUGCCAAACCACCUCCGAUAUAUUUGCGCGAGCGCACAGUGUAUCGUUUAAUACAAGCUAGGGGGACAAAAAUAUUUUAGUUUGAAAUUGAAUUGUUUUGGUCGUGUUGAUUAAUGAUUUUAAGUUUCAUUGAAAAAAUAAUAUAUUUUUUUUAGAUUUACGAAUAGAAAACAAAAAAUUGUGUAAAAAAUAUAUUUAAUUAUUUUUUUAAAUUUCAGAACAUACAAUAGCAUUUACUUGAAUGUAUAAAAUUCGUACUAAUACAUAAGUCCAUUACAUUUCAACUAAUGAAAAACGCGAUGAUUAGUAACGGAUUUUUUACCAACAGACCGAACAAUAACAGUAUCGUAAAAAUAACAAUAACACACAACAACAAAAUGUUUAAUACUACUAUAUUAUUACUCAUUGAAUGACUCAUCAUCACUGUUAGAUUCAUCUGAAACAGAUACUAAAUAAUCUUUAUCGUCAUGGUCACAUGGUACCUGACGUGGUACUUUUGAUGGUAUUGAACGCGGGACAAUUAAAUUUAGAACUUCCUCCGGUAAUUUAUCUGUUUUCUUUCUAGGAACUUCUCUGAGUGAGUUGAUUACCGGAUCGGAUGUUAUUAAAAGCAUAUGUAGUAAAUCUACAUUCGUGGCUAUACGUGACUGCUUUCUGGUGUGAUGUUCGCGAAAUCUACGGUAGUCCUUAUUACGGGCCUCUUGAGAUUCCUCCGAAAGUUUCCCGAUUGGAAGAACAUAAGUUCUAAUUACUUCCGUACUAUGUACCAGGAUUUUGUGCACGGUGACUGGCAUAUAGUACCACGAAUAUAAAUUAAGAUAAAGGGUUCUUGUUUUGGAACAAAGAUUUUCGAAUUUAUUGCAAUCAAUGUCGUAGCCGGAGGAUAGCGUUCUCAAUAAAAUGCUAAAAUUUUUAAUUAGCUUAAUAUCCAAUCCGGUAAUCUACCCACUCAGUUCCGGAUUCAUAAAGAACCUGCGGGCCAUAUUUCCAUCAUUACAGUUCCCAUAUCCAGGUUUCGUUGUGUCUACUAUAAGUUCCAUCUGGUUUUUAAACUUUUGUCUUACUUCUUCCGAACGCUGUUUUACACUAGCCUUUUCUGUAUCGCUUUUAGAUUGCCACUUUUUUAUGUCCAAACGAUAACAAAUGUGUAACCUAUAUUCAAAGGAAUGAAUCCAGGCGUGCAAAGUAGACAAACUGAAACUAUAAUGUUCUUUUUCAACUACUACGUCUUUUAAGUCGCCAUUCAUCAGUUUGGGCGUAGCACCACAGAUAUAACAUUUUUGUGAAGAAAGUGUACCAGUCAAAGCAUUACAUACUUUUCCGUCUGCCAUUGUAAGUAAAAGAUUAUGUUUUACCGAAAUUUGAGAACCGCGAUUAUCACAAAGUGUUGGAAGAAGUUGAGAUACUUCUUCCAAAACCUUAUUAGUUUCUGAUGUAGUUAAAUUAGUUGUUUCCUUUGAAAAAAUAAGCAUAAUUGGGCGACAAUAGAGUGUGGACGAAGGCCGCGGAUUUUUCCAUAAAAUGUUUUGACUGGCAUCGUCACUCAAUCUCAACGGAACAAUAGCAAAAAUAAACGAGUACCAGUAGCAUCGCAGUUCUCAAAUUUCUGUUUAUAAGCGCUAUGGCCGGAGCUUCCGUCACAUCCCCAUUUGCUGAUUAGUGUGAAUGACGACUUAGAAGAUAUAAUUUCUUUGAAAACUUCACUUUGCGCUUCAAUUAAACGUUUAGCGGUUUUAUCCAAAAUGGCUUGAAGUUUAAUUUCGGCGCGCGUUUCUGUUACCAAGAUAUGCUCAUCUGCAGGGUAACAGGGUUGUGCACUUAGAAUCCACAUAAUAAGCUAAUGCCUCAUCACUUGUCAAUUGCCUGCCUUCGCAUGUAGUAUCACCAGACUUCUUUUUUUUGUAGAUUUCAAACUUUCUUUAAUCGAAGUAGCUAUGUUUCUAUUACCCUCCAAGCGAUUGGCUACUUCAGCGGCUACGGUCAACUCGAUGACAACGUUCAAUCAUCAUAUUUGCUUCAGUCCAUUUUUUCGAAAAUUUUUACGAAAUACUCGAAAUUUUUUACUUUAUCUCCUUCUGUGUAUCAGGCGUUACAUUUGUAGCACUAAAUUUUGUCAAAACAUAAUUAACUAACUGGGAAUUUCGUUCUAUUCUACAUUUUCGUCAUUCUUCAAAUAACUCCAUUUUUGAAAUAGAGCAAACUCGAUCUGGAAAAAAAAUAAUUAAAAAUUAUGGGGAAAAAUGGGGUACUCGACCAAUGGUCACUGUAUAGCUUAAGGUUGCCGUUAUACAAUAUUCAAACAUUAGCUUGGAUAUAUGUGGAUAAAAAAAGUUGCAUACGUUUAAAACUUGAAAAUAAAAAGAACACAAACAUUUUUAUAUGAGUUUUCAAGACCCUGUACAACGUAAUAGCUAAACGCAAACCAUGUAUUAAAUUGCAUUAAAUAUACAUACAUACCUUCUAAAUUAUAUUCCAUUUCAUUAACAGUCGUGUUUUCCUCUCCAAACCUUGCUAAAUCACUAUUUAUAUUGUAUUUUUUAUUUAAAUUGAAAACAUAAAAAUGAUAACACCGAUCACUUCGAUUAAACUUGUUGUAGCUAACCGUAUUAGAAUAUUUUGCGUAAUUCUUACUUAAAAUUGUGGCUUAUCAAGGGUUGUUAUAAUCAAAGUACUGCCAAUUAUUUGAUUUUUUACAUUGACUUUUGUCCGCCUACUAUGAUCCAGACGAAUCACUGUGGAGCGUAGCAGUAAUACUCUUGUUGCGAAUUUAAGUGAAAUUGUUGGCACUAACAAUUUUCAUAUAGUGCCUUUGAAAAAAGGCAAUAUAGACGAAACAAAAAUUCAGUCCUACACUAAAAAAAGUUUCAUGGAAAUCGUUAAAUUUUUGUCGAAUAAAAACAAAACUUAUUAUUCGUAUCAACUGAAGAGCUCUAAGGGCCUAGUUGUUGUAAUCAAGGGUAUAGAGUCCGCCGUAGACUCUAGUGAAGUGAAAGAAGCAUUGGAGGAAUGUGGUUUUGGAAUUAAAACCGUUGUAAAUAUAUUUAAUAGAAACAAAGUACCACAGCCAAUGUUUAAAAUUGAAUUGUUACCGAAUUCGAAUCAACUAAAAAAAAAUGAGACCCAUCCUAUAUACAAUCUGAAAUAUUUGCUGCAUCGCAGAGUAACUGUGGAAGAACCACAUAAAAGAAACGGUCCGGUACAAUGUACUAACUGCCAAGAAUAUGGGCAUACUAAAACAUAUUGCACUCUACGCAGUGUUUGUGUGGUAUGUGGUGAUUUACAUCCCACUUCGAAAUGCACCCUUAAGAAAGAAGAAUUAAAUAAAAAAUGCAGCAAUUGUGGAGGAAAUCACACUGCUAACUACAGGGGUUGUCCUGUAUAUAAAGAUUUGAAAUCGAAGUUUUCACAGGGCAUUCAAGCACGUCGUAACCAAAUGUUACAAACACCCCGUAAUGAAAUUAUAGUAACCUCAGAGAAAAGUUCAAAUCCUAUUACUUCUAUCAAUAAUAAUAUGCAAGGAAGCUAUGCAAAUGUGGUGAAAGGCAACACUGUGCAAAUGCAACUGCCGCAAAAUCCUCCAAAUUGAGGUAUUGAAACUAUGAUUAUAAAUCUUACACAGUGUAUGACACAAUUUAUGUCUACCAUGCAAAAUAUGAUCCAAAAUUUAAUAAAAUCACAAAAUCAAAUGCUGCAAAAUUUAUUAAGUAAAAAAUGAGCUUACUAAAUAUCUGUAUAUGGAAUGCCAACGGUGUUAACCAACAUAAAUUAGAGAUUAUCAGAUUUCUGUCUGAAAAGAAUAUUGAUGUAAUGCUUAUAUCAGAAACUCAUUUAACAAAUAAAAAUAAUUUCAAUAUUCCGGGAUUUAGAGUCUAUGUCACAAAUCAUCCGGAUGGAAAAGCGCAUGGUGGCACGGCAGUGUUGAUUAGAAAUCGUUUAAACCACUAUGCCCCAAAAUCGCAUGCUACUCCACAGUUACAAGCUACAACAAUUUCACUCAAAAAUCGAGGUAGUGACUUAAGCCUUACUGCUAUAUACUGUCCACCUCGUUUUAAAAUUACAGAAAUCGAAUUUAAAGACUUUUUUGGAACACUAGGUCAAAAAUUUCUAGCAGGUGGAGAUUACAACGCAAAACACACGUAUUGGGGCUCACGUCUUAUUAAUCCGAAAGGACGACAGUUGUACUACACUAUUAUGAAUAAGCAUAAUAAGCUGGAUAUAAUAUCUCCUGGUAAGCCGACAUACUGGCCCAGUGAUAGAAGAAAAAUACCAGACUUAAUAGAUUUUGCUGUAGUCAAAAAUAUAGAUAGAUUGCUUAUGACAGCUGAUACAUGUACUAAUAAAGUUAUAUGAACAGCCCAUGAUAUUUGAGCCAAAAGUUUCCCCAACAUCACAUAAAACUAACUGGUUGAAAUAUAGAAAGUAUAUCAGCACCCACAUCAAUAUUGAUUGCAAAGUAAAUACAGGAAGAGACAUUGAUGAAAAUAUAAGAGAAAUUAAUAACGUAAUAACUAAUGCAGCUGUAUUGUCAACACCAAAAAGAAACAACAAACCAGCUGGUUUUACAAAGAUCACCAAUAAUGAAAUAGAGAAACUUGUAAAUUAGAAAAGGCGAGCUAGGCGGGAAUGGCAGUUAAAUCGAUCCCCUUCAACCCUGCUUCAACUGAAAUCUGCUGUACGAAAUUUAAAAAAUGCGCUUAAAUACGAAGAGGAACACAACCCUGAAAAUUAUAUAAAGAAACUGUGUCCAAAUUCUCGCAAGCAAAACUCUCUUUGGAAAGCGCAAAAGUCUUUCAAGCCACCAAUAGAUUCCAACAUGCCUCUAAGACAGUUGAAUGGUAAUUGGGCAUGUAGUGAUGAGGAUAAGGCAAAUUGCUUUGCAAAUCACCUAGAAAAGGUAUUUCAACCCAAUUGUCCAUAGAACAACUUUGAGUUGCCAACCUUGCCCAAUACCGCAAAAGAGUCGCAUGUGUCUAUUAGGACUUCUACUGCUGAGGUUACUAGAAUAAUAAAAGAGCUUAACCCCAAAAAAUCACCUGGACAUGAUAAUAUUACCCCAAAAAUGCUAAUUGAGUUACCAAAUAUUGCCGUAAAGGUGCUCUCUUUGCUUUUCAAUGCAAUUCUUAAUCUCGGACACUAUCAAAAUUCAUGGACAAAGUCGCAGAUCAUCUUGAUAGACAAACCUGGGAAAGACUUAACACAGCCGUCUUCAUACAGACCAAUCAGUCUUCUACCCUGUCUUUCUAAAAAAUUUAAAAAUUGUUUCUAUCAAAGAUGACUCCUUUCCUCCACGAAAAUAAUAUAAUACCAACGCACCAAUUUGGGUUUCGUGAAAAACAUAGCACGAUUGAGCAAGUAAAUAGAAUUACUAACGAAAUAAGAAAAGCAUUUGAGCACAGAGACUAUUGUUCAGCUAUAUUUCUAGACGUGGCUCAGGCGUUUGAUAAGGUAUGGCAUGAGGGCCUUUUAUACAAGAUUAAAAAUAUUCUACCUUCAGAAUUAUAUAAAACAUUGGAAUCGUAUUUAAAAAAUAGAAAAUUUAUGGUAAAAGUGGGAGAUUUCAUAUCUGAUGAAAGACAGAUAAGGGCUGGUGUACCCCAGGGCAGUGUUCUAGGCCCAACUCUAUACAUCAUAUAUACAGCAGAUCUUCCAACAGCUAACAAUGUAUUAACUUCUUCUUUUGCGGACGACACAGCUAUAGUGAGCCGUAACAAAUGCCACAUAGUAGCAUCAAGAAUAUUAGCCGAGCACUUAAAGUUUGUCGAAGAAUGACUAGCUAACUGGCGUAUAAAGGUAAAUGAACAAAAGUGUAAGCAUGUUACAUUUUCGCUUAGACCAAAAAUAUGUCCGGCAAUAAAAAUUAACAAUAUUUUAGUAUUCCCAGCGAAUGAAGUAACCUAUCUUGGUAUUCACCUAGAUAGAAGACUUACGUGGAAAAAACAUAUAUCUAGUAAAAUAACUUGCAUGAAGAUAUGAGCUGCAAUUUUAAAUUGGCUAUUAAAUAAAAACUCGAAACUUAGCCUAGACAACAAAGUGCUUUUAUAUAAUGCGGUCAUAAAGCCGAUUUGGAUGUAUGGCAUUCAACUGUGGGGUACGACCUGUGCAACUAAUAUAGACAUAAUACAAAGGUUCCAAUCAAAAAUGCUUAGAUCAAUCACGUGUUCACCAUGGUACAUGCGUAAUGAAAAUAUCCAUUAAGACCUUGGUAUUUCUAUGGUAAGGAAAGAAGUAGAAGACAGCAGAAUUAAAUAUAUAUGUAAACUCCAUGAUCACCCAAACCCUUUGGCUAAUGCUUUGGUACAUUCCUGCAAUCAAACACGCCUUAAAAGAAGAGAUAUGCCCGCGUACUGAGGAGCAAUGUAUCACCAAAACAGCUCAAUCAUUUGCUUGAGUGUGUCUAGUUUUUAAAUAGGUUUAAGAUUUUAUUACUUAUUGUUAGGCUUUCAAAACAAAAAGCAGAUUCAAUAAAUAAAAAGAUAUUGAAACAAAAAAAAAAAAUUACGAAAAUUGCUUAGACCGCUAUGAAGACACAAAAGCAAUGAUAUCAGAUCAAUUAAAACUUAUUAAGUCAAUUUCACCUACUCCCCACAGUAGAGUAGAGUUACGACAAUUGCAAGCCCAAGAGGCAAGUUCAGGCAUUCAUCUCAAAGUGCCAGCGUGUGAUACGGAAAUAUUUCAUGGAGGUUAUGAACAAUGGCCGUCCUUCCUGGACAUGUUUACAGCCGUGUACAUAAACCAUCCAAAAUUAUCACAAGCGUCUAAACUGUAUCACCUCCGAUACAAAACUAAAGGUCAAGCAGGCGUAAUAGUCAAGCAGUUCGUAUUGAAUGACGACAAUUUUAAUUUAGCUUGGGAAGCUUUAAGACAAAGAUAUGAAAAUGAGAGAAUAUUAGUGGCAGCAGAGGAAAGAUUUCUUAACUACCCAAUACGAAAUUGCGGAAAGGGUAGACAAAAAAGUAGUCAGAACUAAAAACGUUCAACAAGACCUAAAUCGAAGCUUCAAUAGACCCCAAGCUAGUAACAACCACAAUUUAAACAGAAGCUUCUUUAAAAAUCAAACGUUCACAUCCGAACAAUAUAAACAAACGUCGUGCGAACUGUGUAAAGGAGGGCACAAGCUGAAAGCUUGCGAAAAGUUUAAAAAACUUAAUAUCAAUGAAAGGAACAACUUUGUCAGAGCAAAAAGACUCUGUACAAACUGUUUGUCCCACUCACAUAAUCUCAAUAAUUGCGAAAGCAAAUUCAAUUGCGUAUAUUGCCACAAGAGGCAUCAUUCAAUGUUGCAUUUCAAUAACUUUCCUAGCACACCCCAAAGUAGCGCUUUCUCCAAAAGAGCCACGGGUUUAGUUGCAACCGCAACUCACGAAACACAAAAUCCCGAAAUUUGCCAAGAGACACCAUGUUGCUCAAAGGCUUUAAAAACACAAACGCUCCACAACGAAAAUCAUAGUAGAGUACUACUACCCACAGCAGUUGUCUCCAUCGAACAUCGAGGAGAACUGUUCAAACUAAGAGCCCUAAUAGACCAAGGUUCGCAACGAUCAUUCAUAGCGUCUAGGGCACAAAAUAGGCUAAAACUGCCAACAAAACAUGCCAACUAUGAAAUUACGGGAAUCGGCGGACGAGUAGUACAAAACUCAAGUAAAAUCCGCCCCAUUACCCUAAUUUCCCCCAAAGCGGAUAAGCGCAUUCAAGCAAAUGCUAUUGUCUUACCGCAACUAACAAACAUGCUUCCAAGCUAUCAAAUAAAUAGCAAGCAUUGGGAUAAAAUUUCACACCUGACACUGGCAGAUCCCAACUGCAACACGCCAGCUCAGAUAGACAUCCUAAUAGGCAGCGACCUUAUACCGCAAAUCAUAUUAGAAGGUGUUGAAAAAAUUUCGAAAACACUACUGGCGCAAAAUACCAUUUUCGGAUGGGUCCUAAGUGGACUAGUUGCGGAACCAGUCACAGCCAUGACAACUCAAGUUGAGGAAAUCUCAAACGAGUACCUCAAUUCACAAUUGAGAAAAUUUUGGGAGGUAGAAGAACUCUCCCCCAUCCCAAUUACAACACCUGAAGAUCAGUAUUGUGAAGACUUUUACAAAGCCACAACUACUCGAUCAGAUAAUGGUCGGUAUGUCGUACGACUACCACUAAAGCAACAAUUUCCAGACACACUCGCCUUAGGUCACUCUCGCACCUCUGCAGUACAGCAGUUUCUAAGUAUGGAGAAAAAUAUUCUUAGAGAAGGUGAGCUUAAACAAGUUUAUGAUGGUGUCGUGGAAGAAUUCCUUCAUUUAGAUCACAUGGAGGAAGUAAGCCCAUGUGAAAAAAUCAUAAGAGGCAAAUUUUUCUCUUUCUACUUGCCACAUCAUGCAGUAGUAAAGCCUGAGAAGAAAACAACAAAAGUUCGAGUUGUCUUCAAUGCAUCACGAUCCACGAGCGAUUCCCUAAAUGAUAUUCUAUUUACGGGACCCACACUCCAACUAGAUUUAAUGCUCCUCAUAUUGAACUGGCGUAUAUACAAAUACGUAUUCAAUGGGGAUGUUGAAAAGAUGUAUCGACAAAUACUGGUUCAUAAAGAUGAUCAAGAUUUUCAGUGGAUUAUUUUCCGAAAAUCUGCCAAUAGUCCACUACGCGACUUUAAAUUGAAAACAGUUACCUUUGGCGUAAACUGUGCCCCAUAUCUAGCCAUUCGUACACUACACGAACUGGCAGAAGACACAAAACCAGAAUUUCCACUGGCAACACAAGUCUUAAAAACGCAAACUUAUGUAGACGAUAUCCUGUCUGGGAGCCACAGUCUUCCACAAGCAUACGAGACCUUAUCACAGGUAAUAAAUUCCCUCAAUACCGCAGGGUUUCCUUUAAAAAAGAUUACAGUAAAUCACCCACAUAUUUUAAAAAAUAAUCCUAAAGACCAUUUGUUGGAUACUAAUUUCCUUAUACUUGAAAAGUAAAGUACAACAAAAACACUAGGCAUUCAAUGGAAUGCGAUAUCGGACCAGUUUUCAUACACGACUGAGUUCAUAUCCGCAUUAUCCGCUAUUUCAAAACGCCAAAUUCUCUCCUCGGUGGCAAGACUUUUUGACCGCGCAGGAUGGCUUUCGCCAAUUAUGAUACAAGCGAAAAUCCUGAUCCAAGAAUUAUGGCUAGACUGGGACGAACAAGUGAAACCUCGCUUAGAAAAAUGGUUUCAAUUCGCUACUAAUUUGAACGACAUUUCGCAGAUAUGUACAAAUUCCACGGUGGGUAAACUAUUCCCCCGAAUACAAAGUGGAACUACACGGUUUCUGCGACGCCUCUGAAAAGGCAUAUUGUGCUACUAUUUAUGUGCGCACACAAAGCGAUAUUGUAACCACAAGCCACUUACUGGCGGCAAAAGCAAAAGUCGCACCUCUAAAAACGAUAAGUCUACCACGACUUGAACUCUGUGGCGCUCUGCUACUAGCAAAGCUAGCUUCAAUGGUGCAGACCCACUUAAAUAUGGCGAAAUACAGAUUAUAUUUAUGGUGUGAUUCAGAGAUAGUUCUAGCCUGGUUAGAAAAACCACCACAUGCGUGGAAAACUUAUAUUUCUAACCGAACAUCUGAAAUAUUUGACCUAGUAGGAUCAGCCACUUGGCGUCACGUAGCCAGUGCUGACAAUCCUGGUGAUUUAGGUACAAGAGGAUGCAAACCUCUGCAUCUUGCCAUCUCCACCCUCUGGUGGAAUGACCCCCGAUGGUUAACAGAAUCUCCCGAUUCUUGGCCACAAUCACCCAUGCGCAACAUACUUGUCCCAGAAAGUCGUAAAAUCGACACUUAUCAUGCAACACUGGAUGAAACAUUUUCAUCGUUCUCCCGAGCCAUCCGGGUAGUUGCCUAUAUGCUCAAGUUUUUAGAGUGACUUAAACUUAAAGUUAAAGGAGCAACUUAUUUCCAUUGCGAUAAAUUGACGCACCAAGACUUACAAAAAGCACAGGUCGCUCUUGUCGCAUCAACCCAAACGCGCUACUUCAGCCGCGACCUGGGGUUACUAAGAGAAUCGAAGCCAAUUGACAAAAAGAGCUCACUCUUAGUACUAAACCCAUUUAUAGACACGAAAGGUCUGCUUCGUGCAAACAGCCGGCUUGCUAAUUCCAGCCUUACGUAUAACGAACGCCAUCCCAUAAUAAUACCAGAGAAAUCCUCAUUUGCCACCUUAUUCAUCAAUUAUAUUCACAUACUCAUGUUACACGCCGAACAUCGCCUCAUGCAACAUAUGGUACGCCAAGAGUACUAUGUUCCCCGCCUUAAGCCCCAAAUCAAGAAGUGCAUAGACGUGCAAGGUCUGCACUAUGCACAAGCAGAAAAUCAGAACGCAGAUUAUGGCAGCACUUCCACCGGAACGCUGCAAUUUCGCUCUGCCUUUCACCACAACAGGUGUCGACUUUGCUGGGCCUUUUCAAAUAAAGGCGUCCAUGCUAAGGUCUCCCACCCUGAUGAAAGGCUAUGUGGCUGUCUUUGUCUGUUUUACGACAAAAGCAGUACAUCUUGAGCUAUGUACCAAUCUGACAAAGGAGGUUUUUCUGGCGGCGUUUGCUCGCUUCGUCGGAAGACGUGUCUUUCCAUCCAAACUCUUGAGCGAUAAUGGCAAAACAUUCAUUGGAGCUCAACGAGCCACAGAGAAACAGUUUGUCGAUUUCUUUAAACAAGUAUCACCUGACAUCGUACAAAAGUACGCACCCCAAGGUAUCAAUUAGCAGUUUAUCCCCCCAAGCGCUCCACAUAUGGGUGGCUUAUGGGAAUCUGUCGUAAACAGCUUCAAAUCUCAUUUUAAAAAGAUAGCUGGCAACCACAAAUUUAGUUACGAAGAAUUCACGACCCUCUUAAUUAGAAUUGAAGCCGUUCUUAAUUCAUGGCCUUUCGCUGCACUCUCGCAAGAUCCCGCAGACUUUACUGCCCUCACGCCAGCGCAUUUUCUGAAAGGAGCGCCCAUUCUGGCCACACCUGAGCCAGGCGUGGAGUCGCUUUCCUUAUUAAACCGUAGGGAAAGAGUUAAAAUUCUCCAUUAUGACUUCAGUCGUCGAUGGAAAGAUGAUUAUUUAAAGGACCUCCACAGAAGGUACCAAUGGAAAAUCACAGAAAAUGCGCUUAAGCUUGGAGAUUGUGUCUUAAACAAUGACGAUUGUCUCCCCCUACCGAAUGGCGUCUUGGCCGCAUAGAGAAGCUCUACUACGGCUCCGACGGUCAUAUUCGCGUAGUCGAUCUCCGUACACAAACGGGAACGCUAACCAGGCCGCCCGUUAAGCUAUGCUUUUUGCCAACCGCGGAUAAAACCGAAAAGUAAACCGCAAAUAACGUAACCGUAAUUAAUAAACAAAGAAACGAAAAAUAAGUAAUGACAAAAAUGCUCCAGCAUCACCGUAAUCAAGAAAAGGGAGUCGAUCCACAUGACGACUCACUCGUGCUACAUUUCGUGGCACCAAUGCCCAUAUGAAUAUAUAUAUGUAUAUGCUAAUUAAAAUAAAA
Molecule: messenger RNA, 14628 nt
Organism: Bactrocera dorsalis (oriental fruit fly)
Lineage: Eukaryota; Metazoa; Arthropoda; Insecta; Diptera; Tephritidae
Exons: 2
Coding region: 10432-12096 (554 amino acids)
Biological process (GO): proteolysis
Molecular function (GO): aspartic-type endopeptidase activity
Source: RefSeq, a predicted model, not a curated record